Notolabrus celidotus (New Zealand spotty) is the source of this 2146-nucleotide messenger RNA. It is a transcript of the gene nelfb, whose product is annotated as negative elongation factor complex member B. The coding region runs from base 161 to 1927 and encodes 588 amino acids. Gene Ontology annotation, cellular component: nucleus; NELF complex. Gene Ontology annotation, biological process: negative regulation of transcription elongation by RNA polymerase II. The record is from RefSeq and is a predicted model, not a curated record. Lineage: Eukaryota; Metazoa; Chordata; Actinopteri; Labriformes; Labridae. The transcript is spliced from 13 exons.
CUGGUGUACCCCGCGGACUGUUUACGAAGUCGGACCAACGGAUAUCUGCUAGUUGACAGGGAAAAGUAAAAUGUGUUUGUGUGUUGUGUAGUGAUCGAGCAUCUCUCUAGACUCUGUUUUACUCCGCGGGUUGUUUCUUCUCUCCUGAAUCUUUGAGUUGAUGAUCAAAAAGAAAAUGUUCGCGGGGCUUCCGGAGCUCGGGAUCUCUAACGGAGAGGAUCUGAAGGAAACUCUCACGAACUGCACAGAGCCUCUCAAAGCCAUCGACCAGUUCCAGAUGGAAAAUGGCAUCCUGCUGCCGACCCUGCAGUCUGCUCUCCCCUUCCUCGACCUCCACGGGACGCCUCGCCUCGAGUUCCAUCAGUCCGUGUUCGACGAGCUGCGAGACAAGCUGAUGGAGAGAGUGGCCACCAUCGCCGAGGGGAAAGAGGAGGACAGAUACAACAAACUUGAAGAGCUGCUGGAGAAAAGUUUCCCUCUCGUCAAAAUGCCAUCCAUUCAGCCCGUGGUGAUGCAGGUGCUCAAACAUCUACCCAAGGUGCCGGAGAAGAAACUGAAGAUGGUGAUGGCGGAUAAAGAGCUGUACAAGGUGUGUGCUGUGGAGGUGAAGAGGCAGAUCUGGCAGGACAACCAGGCUCUCUUUGGGGACGAGGUCUCUCCUCUUCUGAAGCAGUACAUCGUGGAGAAGGAGGCGGCUCUGUUCAGCAGCGACCUCUCCAUCCUGCACAACUUCUUCAGCCCUUCUCCCAAAACACGACGUCAAGGCGAGGUGGUUCUGAAGUUGACACAGAUGAUUGGGAAGAACGUGAAGCUGUACGACAUGGUGCUGCAGUUCUUACGGACACUCUUCCUGAGAACGAGAAACGUGCACUACUGCACGCUGAGAGCCGAGCUGCUGAUGUCUCUGCACGACCUGGACAUCAGUGAGAUCUGCUCCGUGGACCCCUGUCACAAGUUCACCUGGUGUUUAGACGCCUGCAUCCGAGAGAAGUUUGUGGACGGGAAACGAGCCCGAGAGCUGCAGGGUUUCCUGGACGGAGUGAAGAAAGGACAGGAGCAGGUGCUGGGAGACCUCUCCAUGAUCCUGUGUGACCCGUUCGCCUGUAACACACUGGUGCUGAGCAUCAUGAGGAACCUGCAGGAGCUGCUGAGUCAGGACAGUUUGCCCAGGGACAGUUCGGACCUGAUGCUGCAGCUGAGGAUGCUCUCGCUGGGUCAGGGGGCGUGGGACAUGAUUGACAGCCAGGUCUUUAAAGAGCCUCGUUUGGAUCUGGAGGUUGUGACCCGCUUCCUGCCCGCCAUGAUGUCAGUGGUGGUGGAUGAUCACAUCUUCACGGUGGAGCAGAAGCUUCCCAGUGAGGAGAAGAGCUCUCAGUCGUACCCCACCACCCUGCCGGACGCCUUCAACAGGUACCUGCAGGAGAACAGAGUGGCCUGUGAGAUGGGUCUCUACUACGUCCUCCAUAUCGCCAAACUGAGGAACAAGAACGCCUUGCAGAGGUUACUGCCUGCUCUCGUGGAGACCUACAAUGACAUGGCCUUUGGAGACAUCUUCCUGCACCUGCUGACCGGACACCUCACGCUGCUCUCGGACGAGUUCGGAUCAGAAGAGUUCUGUUCAGUGGUCUUCGAUAGCUUCCUUCUGACUUCUUACUCCAGUAAAGAGAACGUCCACCGACACGCUCUCCGCAUGCUGCUGCAUCUACACCACAAAGUUCUGCCGUCCUGCCUGGAGACUCUGCUGAAAACUCUCGAACCUCCUAAGCAGAGCAGCGAGCCGGUGAAGGAGCUCUACACUCAGCUGACGGAGAAGCUGGAGGCCCAAAAGAAGAGCCCGCCACCUCCGGAGGAAGCCCCAUCCCUGGAUCUGGGACUGCACCCAGUGACCGUCCCCACCACCGCCUCCACCCCGACCACGCCUCUCUGAGACACGUGCAGAAAGAACGACAGGACGGAGCGUUGAAAACAGCCAGCGCGUGGAUCUCUCCAGAAAGACUGGACGUUUGUUUGAUGAAUCUUUAGAUGUUUGUCUCUGACCGUGUAGGCCAGCAGACGAAUACUUUUCUUCACUUUUCAUUUCAUAACUUUGCUUUCUGAUGUUACAUUCGAGUUUCUCAAACUGUAAAUAAACUCUUAUUUGGAAAAA